AUGGGUAGAAGGAACUCCACCAGUGUGCCUGGCUUCAUCCUCAUGGGGCUGACAGACUCUACAGAGACACAGCUGGUCCUCUCCAUGCUCUUUCUCCUGAUUUACCUGAUCACAGUGCUGGGGAAUACGGGGAUGAUACUGAUCAUUCGCCUGGAUCCUCAGCUUCACACCCCCAUGUACUUUUUUCUCACUCACCUGUCAUUUCUUGACCUCAGCUACUCAAGUGUCUUCACCCCUAAAACCUUACAGAACUUACUGACUUUCACCAAGAGUAUCUCCUUCCUGGGCUGCCUCACACAGAUGUUCUUUUUUGUCCUCCUUGGUGGCACUGAAUGUUUCCUUCUCUCCUCAAUGGCCUGUGAUCGUUAUGUAGCUAUCUGCAGCCCCCUGCACUAUCCAGUCAUUAUGUCCACAGGACUGUGCAGUGCCCUGCUCACUGGCUCCUAUGUGAUUUGUUUUAUAGAAUCCACUGUGAAUGUAGUUUGUAUAAGCAGACUGCAUUUCUGCAAGUCCAACAUAAUUCAGCACUUUUUCUGUGACACAUUCCCAAUUUUAGCCUUGUCCUGCAGUGACACUUAUGAGGUUGAAUUUAUUGUGUACAUUUGUGCUGGCUCCACCCUAGUGCUGUCCCUCCUCACCAUAUCUGGAUCCUAUCUGUCCAUCCUCUCCACCAUACUGAAAAUUAAUUCCACUGCUGGUAAGAAAAAAGCCUUCUCCACCUGUGCUUCCCAUCUUCUGGGAGUUGCCAUCUUCUACAGCACUAUGAUCUUUACUUAUCUAAAACCCAAGACAUCCUACUCCUUGGGAAAGGACCAGGUGGCUUCUGUUUUUUACACAAUUGUGAUCCCCAUGCUGAACCCUCUCAUUUACAGCCUCAGAAACAAAGAAGUGAAGAGUGCUAUUGUUAGAAUAAUGCAGAAGAGAAAGGGCUGCAGGCCGUUAAUAUCACAGGUUUGCUAA
Molecule: messenger RNA, 960 nt
Organism: Heterocephalus glaber (naked mole-rat)
Lineage: Eukaryota; Metazoa; Chordata; Mammalia; Rodentia; Bathyergidae
Product: olfactory receptor 8H1-like
Biological process (GO): G protein-coupled receptor signaling pathway
Cellular component (GO): membrane
Molecular function (GO): G protein-coupled receptor activity; olfactory receptor activity
Source: RefSeq, a predicted model, not a curated record